AUGAGAGAUAAGUUCGAUGAGGACCCUGGAAAAUUUUGCAAAAACGUUAUGCAUGGCAACAUCUGCAUCAAAGCGUCUGACUUGCCGUCGAUGAUAUAUCCUGAAAAGGGGUACAACACUGAUGCCAUCGAUGAGAAUGCCCUUAAGAGUGAUCUGCUGGCUUCCUGCUUUCGAGCACUGUUUACUGGUCCAAGCAGUGGCAAACGUCCCGUCAAUGCAUCUGGUUCCAACAAGAAAAAGGGCAGCGGUCGCAAUCCAAUUGCGGUCACUUAUCACAUGAAAGAAUGCAACAAAUAUCAUGUUGCGUAUGUGGCUACAUUGGCUGAAUCUGACGGGGAUUUCGAUUAUGAAGAAUACUAUAACUACAUUCUCACCCUCUUCGACGACAAGAAGUGGUGCGAGGACACUUUGGAUUGGUACAAUGGGUGA
This is a messenger RNA of Laetiporus sulphureus 93-53, 429 nucleotides long. RefSeq lists its product as uncharacterized. The transcript has 4 exons. NCBI's taxonomy places the organism in Eukaryota, Fungi, Basidiomycota, Agaricomycetes, Polyporales, Laetiporaceae. The record is from RefSeq and is a predicted model, not a curated record. Bases 1 to 429 code for a protein of 142 amino acids.